This is a messenger RNA of Schistosoma turkestanicum, 462 nucleotides long. NCBI's taxonomy places the organism in Eukaryota, Metazoa, Platyhelminthes, Trematoda, Strigeidida, Schistosomatidae. The record is from the annotation of a GenBank genome assembly.
AUGGCGCGUGGGGUUUUUCCUUAUGUCGCCGUAGGGGCUGGGAUUAUUUUUGUAGGCUACUGCAUUUAUUUUGACAAGAAAAGACGCAGUCAUCCGGAUUUUUGGAAAAACCUGAAAAAAAAGAGAAUGGAACAAAAGGCUCUUGAGGCUCAGAAUUCAUCCUCCUUCCCGUUACCCCCUGUAAAUGAUCAGGCUGCCAUGCAAAAGUUUUUCCUAGAGCAAAUACAAAAAGGAGAGGCUGCUCUGAGUAUGGGAUUUUUAGAUGAGGGUGUCAACCACUUCGCUAUUGCUGUUGCGGUUUGCAAUCAACCCAAUCACCUAGUACAGGUUCUCCAACAGUCACUUAGCCCAACUGUAUUUCUGAGGCUUAUUGAGAUCCUUCCUUCAGUGCAGUCCAAAUACAAGAUGAUGAUUGCCAGUCGUUCAUCACUAACACGAGAAAUCGAAGAAGACCUAGAAUAA